CCUAUCGUUUACAUGACAGUUGCAGUUCUUGUUCGACAUACACAAUGAUAAUACCUCAUUGUAGCUGAAGUCUUACGAUAUUUUAUUACCUGUUAUUAACGAACACAGUUAAAAAAGAGAACCACGAAUGGCGGGGGGUAAAAGGGACAAAAAGGACAAAGGUUACUAACGUGAAUUUACUAAAUUAAAAUGACUAAACUUAAUUAAACUAGCCUAAAUUACGACGUUUUGUUUAAAAAUUAAGUUUAGUCUUCUUAGUCUUAGUUAUAAUUAUAGUUAUAGUAUACUAGUAUACUAAUACUAUGUAUAGGUGGAUUUAAAUUUUAUACUCUAAGUUAGUAGAGUCUAUAACGAUGACUACAAAUUAUAGGCUUACCCAUGUCAUACUCGUAGUUAAGUAUACUCGUACAACAUAACUAUAAAUAAUCACUACAAGUACAAGCAGUGGCGUAACGCUAGGGUAGUGACACCUGGUGCAGUAAACUCAUGUCAUGAGUGUCAUGUUGCAUACCCCCGACUUCCACGAUGGAUUUCUUCUUUUUAAAAUAAGUCCUCAGUAUAACAAUUCCAAGAACAAAAAUAAAUUAAUUGAAGGUCAGGAAGUAAUUGUAUUUAAAUUUAAGAACUGUAGCAACGUUAAAUUAUAGUUAGGACUACUUUUACAUUAAAUGUACUUUAUUUAAAAUUUUUAUUUCCUGUUCUUCAAAGCUGCAAACCUCUCAAUAACUUGUCAUUUUUUAAUUUUGACAGAUUUGAUUCAUGUACUGGUACUUAGAAUCGCCGAAGCACAUCAUAAUUAGGUAUCAAUGGAAAGUAGGGGUGUGCCGGAUUCCGGUCCAGAAUCCGGUUCCGCCGGAUUUUGCACUAUCCGGUGAAAUCCGGUUCCGCCGGAUUUACAUGUAUCCGGAACAACCGGAUUCCGGAAUCCGGAAUAUACCGGAUUUCGGAAUUUGCCAGAUUUUGUGACUCACCGGAUCAUAAUCUGAAAUAAAAGUAAUUCUCUUUCCCGAAUUCCACACGAUCACGAUACAUUAAUCGAUUGUUUCGAGCGUUGAGCUUGUUUUAUGUUUAAUAUUCCGUACAUACCAGAGGCUAGAGUCAGCACCGCUAAUAGUGGCCAAUAGUGUAGGGACUUUGAUUAGAAAAUUUAAACUUUUUGUAAAAAUAAACCAAUGGCAUAGUUGAAAAGAUGUAAUUUUUUAAAGAAUUAUAACACCAAAAUCAUAUAUUUAGCUGUUGUAGUUUUAAAGUUAUGAAUUUUUAAAGUACGACUUGGUUUGUCAUUUUUUAACAUGGACUGCAUCUCCACAUUCUGUGAUCUCAUUCCACCAAUCCCGUCAUGCGCAAUGACUAUAUAGUUUAUAUAAGGCAACGCAUUCCCUGCCUUAUCACUAAAAUACUGUUUAGACUUAGUUUAAACUUUCAACUUUGGCACAUGAAUAAUUAAUUAAAGCUUUCCCUGACCAAUGGUUUAAUAGUUUUUGCACACGGCAAACUCUUAUGAAUGAAACUCUGAGGUAGUACUACGAUACAGUUAUGCAAGUGGCUGUGAAUGGUUGCCAAUGACAACGUGUUGCACACGGUAAAUUCUGAUCAUUUAUAAUAUGGAUUCUACCGGGUUGUUAAAGCUCAAAUUAAAACAUUCCAGUUUAAAUGUCUUUAAAUGCAUUCUGAAACACAAGUUAUCAAUUAUUUUGAUGUAAAUAGUGAUAAUAUAUUAAUAUUUCCUAAGUAUCGUCAACUUCCGCCAUUAAAAAGGGGGGCGUGGCCAACCCCAUGGCGAAAUUAGGUUGAGCGAGCUGCAUGACCUGCUGCGAACGCGUAGAAACAUGGCGUCUCUCGUAAGACACUUAUCCAAAUGGAACGGAACUCAAAUAUAUAUCGAAAGUACUAAUUUAAUAAUAAAUAGACACACACAUCGGAAAAUUAAAAACUCGGAUUUUUUGGCGCCGAUUGCGAAUUCCCAUACACAAAAAGUAGUAGUCCACCUUGACUUACCGAAGUAUCUACCAAUAGUACCAAAAUCCGGAUCCGGCGGAUUUCGCAUAAGAAAAUCCGGAUCCGGUUGGAAAAAACGGAUCCGGCACACCCCUAAUGGAAAGCUUUAUUUCUCAGAGUUUAGAUAAAUAUAGUAUCCUGUCACUUACAAAAGAAGUUACCAAACACUUCAAUCUGUGUUGAAUCAUGGUCAAAACAGUGUUUUUCUGACCUAAUUAUAAUUAUAGGGGUUACCUCAUUUCUGACAUAUCAACCUUGAACUUUUAAUGAAGCACACAUUUGGAUUGUUUACAUGUGUGCAAAAAUGCAUGUGCGAUCGGUUAACCUUUUAUGAAAUUCGGUUAGACUGAGCAGUGUGUUUUUCAAGUUGCUGUUACACCCCCCCUCCCCCCUUUCGCAGAUUAUGUCACGCCAGUGCUGUCCGCACCCACCUAGCUAUGCUACAGAUUACAAGCCUUAUAUCUAGACCUAAGCCAGGGGUCAGAAACAUUUUUGAAACUUCUUUUUCACUUUGACUUUAUGAUUUUUAUAGGCCCAUGCAUGUGCUCCUCUUUUAAUGGGGGAGGUUUUGGAGUAUCAGCAUGGAAGCGAUUCUGGUAAAUGUUGGUUUGGCGCGCUGUAAAAUAUUUGUUUGAUUAAAUGUAAAACUAUUCACUGGCUAUUUACAGAUGCAGCGUGGUGGUGUUGAUGGAUACAAAGUACAAACUCCAACGCCCAAUAAUGAAGAGUUUUAUUUCCACUAUACAUCUGGUUCACAAGUAGUAGGUUAGGCUUGAACAUACAUGAAUAGAAUAAAUUAUUUCCUCAGCUGACUAACUCCUGCUCAAAGGACGAUCUCUCUUUCCAAAUAAACCACAAGGUCCAGAAAACUCAAGCUCUCGACAUCCCUUAAAUCGUUCUCUUGAUCUCUUGAUAACUCACAGUGUUUAUACUCACUCAUUCUAAACGCUCACACAGAUUUGAACCUUGGGACAUGGACUUUCGCUCACUGCAAUUUAAGCAGCUCACUUAACCUAAUUAUUAUGCAUUGCUCAUCUCUUUUAAACCCAUCCUUGAAAUAUCAUAAGAGUUCACGUAAAUAAUUAGAGUUCACUUAACCAACUUAUUAAAUAACUCAAUACACCCCUCACCUAUGAUUCCAUGACCUUAACACGAACGACUUACCAGUAUUUCUCACAGCCGCCAUCAUGGUGGCCAUAUUUGCAAACACAUGUCUGCUAAAAUGGGGAGGGGAAAUGGAGAGAAUUGGCUGGUUUAGCUAUUUACAGAGAGAAACAAAAAUAGGAACAAGAUGUUAAAAGCUAAUGAAAAAAUUUCAGCUGGUACAUUAACUUCAUCUUUGUGGCGAAUGAAACUACUUUAUUCUAUCCCUCUAGGUAUACAGCUAGAAGUCUUAACAACCUGUGGUCAGCCCCCUUUCUUGCCGGUACAUUAAUUUUGUGGCAAAUGAAGCUACUUUUUUGUAUUCCAGUAGAUACGCUGCAAGAAGUCUCAAUCUCUGGUCACCCCCUUUCCUGGCAUAACUUCAGCCUGUACAUUAAUUUUGUGGUGAACAAAGCUACUUUAUUGUAUCCGUCUAGCUAUGGUUCAAGAAUUCUCAACAACCUGCGGCUGCUCUCUUCCCUCAACUAAAACUUGGGUAUUACAGUUAAACACUGUGUUAUGCCCCCUAUUGUGUUCAAUGAAUGUGAACAAGCUCAUGGUCUAGGGGUUUUGAAAAGGGGGCUAAUACAGGUAGAUUUUAGACACACUAUUGGCUAAAAUAAAGACAAUCAGUGCUCUAUAUAAAUGUUCUUUAUUAUAUUGAUUAGAAUAUGAACAAAGAUACAUGAAAUCUACAUAUAAUGAAAUGAAUCCAGGUCUAACACUAACAAUAUCUAACCUCACAGUAAAAAUAAUAUUAACAAUACUAUCACAAGUCUAAGUUCCUGGAAUUAAUAUUUCAACUAACUAUGGAAUGGCCCUAUCAAGUACUUAGCAAAAUGCAACGGAAGACUUGUCACGCCUCGAUAUGCUCAUCGUUUUAUCGUUUGGUCUCUCCCUGUAGGGGUGAUGUGCCAGUCUUAUAUACUCAUUUCGCAUUGCAUUGACCUUAAAGUAGGUCAGUGUCCGCGUAAUCGUUUUUUGUUGUGUCUUUGUUCGUACAAAGACGUUAUGCUUCCUGGCUGUGGUAUUCUAAACCGGCCAUGUUAAUGGGGUACCUAAAGAAAAGGGUCCAACCUCGUAAAAACUGUGAUAAGGAAAGUGUACAAAUGAAGAAAAAAUUCAAAAUAUUUUUGAAGUAAUGAAAACCCAUUUUUAUUGUAUACACUUUUACACGCUUUAUUGCAGGUUCCACCCAAUAUAAAAUCCAAACGUUUUCAGAAAAAUCAAUAGUCAGUACAAUUCCCAUUUUCCAAAAUGCUUGGAAAAUUUAAAUAUUAUAAUUAGCCACCCAAUCAAAUUAUAAUUUAAAAUUUUUUAUAAAGAACAGUAAAGUUAACUCUCCAAGAAUAAGCAAAAGGGAUAGAAUCCUACACUGAAACUCAAAGUGUUACGCCAUAAGUGUUACAACAUAAGCCGAGCUUUUUAAAAAUUUAUUUUGAACCUUGAAAUUUUUAAAACAACUUUUUUUUAAACUUAUAGAUAUCAUUUUGCUUUUUCUUAUAAGUUAUAAACUUAAUUGAAUUUCAUACUUUGUCAAUGGUCAGAUUUAGUUUAGCCUAUAAUUUGUAAUGCUUCAUAAAGAAAAGGCAAGUUAUCCCACAAUUAGUUCAGGUCGAACACUUCACCUCGUCACUGUAAGUUGAGUGUUGUGAUUCCCCGGCUCAAAGUGAUGUGACUGUGCUUAGGGUGAGACAACUUUUGACAAAAGCCAUCCCGCUAACCCAAGCUAUUCAGCCCUUAUCUGCUAAAAUAAAUCUUUUGAGAGCAGCAGGAAGGGGGUGGAAUUGAAAAGAAAAUGUAACUUCUAAUAUUUUUAAUUUAGAAACUACAUUGAAAAAAAACAAACAACUAGGCCUAGGACCUAAAAUUAAAUUAUUUAUUCACUCAUUUUAUUGUAGCAUUUUCUUGAAUGCUACUCAAAACACAGGCUUGGGUUUGGGUAUGAGUUUGACAAUGACUUGUUACAUGAAAAUUUAUUUUCUCCUACUACUACUAUGAUUAAAACAUUUUUUUUUUAAUCAAACAACAUAAGCCUAAUUCAUUUAUCUUGUAUCAGGCUAUGUAUAAGUUAAAUUUUUAAUAAUGGAAAAAAGCUGAAUUUAUUCCUUUAAACUGAAAAUGCAGAUAUACUUGCUAUUAACUCUUAGAUUUAAAUUCUCAGGAUUUAAUCAAAAUUUCUGUUUUUUUUUUGUCAGAAGAAAGGAAAUCUAAGAAAGCAAAAUAUGAGGCUGAAAUCAAUGAUGAUGAUGAUGAGGAAGAUGAACAAAUUGACAAAGGAGGUAAUUUUAAGAUUUUACAAAACAUAAAAAUGAUGAAGGUCACACAAAUAAUUUACUAAUUUUAAUAUAACAACAUCUUAUGAAGUAAAAGUUAAAAAAGUAUAAAAGUCAAAUUCACCAUUUAAUAUAUUAAAUAAAUAAACAUUUUAAUGUAAAUAGCUGUAUUUUAAUAUAGCCAUUAAUAAUAAUUGUAUUUUAUUAUAAUUUAUAACCAUCAUAAAAUAAGUUAUAGAAGUUGUUUUGGGGGAAAUUUUAAAUUUAUAUUGAGCAAAAAGUACAAAUAGUCACCACAAAAUUUGCUAUUUUAAAUAGCUGUCCCAGCAUCAGCAUCUCGUGAAUGUGUUGAAGUGGCACCCCAGGAUGAAUUUGGUGCUCAAGAUUACAGGCAGUCUUUGGAAUUAAAACAAGAUCAUAAAUCAAGACCAAUUUGGAUUGUAAAUAUUGUUUUCUAUAAUAUUAUUAAGCAGGCAUAUUUUAUUAAAAACUAAAUUAAGACUUUAAAAUUUCACAUCAUUCAAUUUUACAAGCAUUAAAAUUGUUGUCUCAAAUGAAAAAUCUAAUUUUUGUCUCCAUAUUGAAUUAUGAAUUAGAUUUAAAAUGAAUAUUUUGUUAAUUAUAGUUAAAAAAAUUUGAUGUUAUUUAGUGGAACCAGAUCAAAGUUGUAUUAAAAUUUCCUCUUUUUUUUUUUUUACAUCAUUCCAGGCCCCAAAUGGGCAUGUAUUUUUGGAGUCCUUUUCUCCUGUUUAUCGGCAUGCCCAUGACUUUCUUAUUGCCAUAUCUGAGGUAAACUAUGUGAUCUAUUAUAUAUACUAUAUAUAAAAGUCUAAAUAAACUAAGUAGAACAGAUUUAUUAUAAAUAAAUAUAUAUUUUAUCUAGUAACAUAAAGAUCAAUACAUUUAAAUCGUAAAUUUUAGGAUUACCUCUUUACUACCAUUUUUUACUAUAUUCACAGCCUGUUUGCAGACCAAUUCAUGUCCAUGAGUACAAACUUACAGCAUAUUCUCUCUAUGCAGCUGUAUCGGUGGGACUACAAACAAAUGAUAUCAUAGAGUAUCUACGAAGGUUGUGUAAAACAACACUCCCCAGUGGUAUUGUAGAGUUUAUUAAAGUAAGUUUUGACUAAUUUUUUGUGUCAUUAACUUGUUAUCCUUAAAAAUUAGACAUUGAAAUUCACUUAAAAAUUGUUGUCAUAGCUGUUUUGGCAGUAGCUUUUUGUUUAUAGCCACGUGUGGCCAUCCAAGCCACUGCAAUGGCCACGUUUCCUAAAAAGGAUGCCAAUAACUUCUGUAGAAUUAUAUUUGGAAUAAAAAAAUAUUUUUAUGACAACACUGCCCACAAUUAAAAUUUUUAGGGAUAAAAAAAGUUUUUCACCAACACCAUUCAAAGGGACAUUUUGUAAUCCUUCUAAUUUACACAAAUUGUUUAAAACGCUCAAACAAAAUCAACUAUCCUAAUAUGUCUCAAUUAUUUUUAAACGUAACAUGACGUCUUACAUUGUGGUGGAAGCUUCAAAUAAAAGAUUUACAAAUUAAAGUAGUGAAAAUGAAAGAUUCAGAUGACCACUUGUGGCCAUUGAUUAACAUAUUGCCCAAUGCAGUUUAUAGCAUAUAACAAUUUUUCUCAGUUUCUGCACAUAAACUCUUUAAAUUUUGAUGAAAAUAUUUAUAUUUAUUGCUUUUCUUAGCACUUUUAAUCAUUUUUCUUACUUAUUAGGGGGGCUUGUGUUAAAUUAACAUGUUAAUUAUUAAAAAUUGAAUUUUUUUUACUGGAGCUUUAUUAAAUUCUUUCUUUAAAAAGAAACUCCAAAGAAAUAUUCAAUUCAGCCUGACAUUUAUUAGUGUGUCUUUUUAAGAGAAAAAAAAAUGAAUAUAGUUAUUUUAAUGCAUCUCCCCAAUACAAUUAAAGUAAUUAUAAGCAUCAUUUUUCUCAGCUGUGUACUUUGAGUUAUGGGAAAGUCAAACUAGUCCUCAAGCACAACAGAUACUUUGUUGAGAGCCAGUACCCAGUAAGCUGGAGUCAAGUUAUAUUUUUUAAAUUUAUAUUAUUAAUAAUAUUACAUUUUUAAUUCAUACCAUUAUACAAAAACUAUAUGUAUAAGCUUAUUUUUCUAGGAUCUAUGCCAGAUUAUAACUAUUACUUGUUUUUUGUGCAUUAAUUCCAAAUGGUGUAGAAAUUUUCAAUUUGUCAGUUAUGCUCAUGCAUUAAAAUACCUUUAAAUGAUCUAACAUUUGUAUUAAUCAUUUUUAAUUCAUUAUAUGCACAGAUUUUAAUUAACUCCUUAUUAUUUAAUACUUAAUCUUUUCUUUAAGGAUGUUCUCCAAAAAUUGUUAAAAGAUCACAUCAUUCAGUUAACUAGAAAGAGAGAACUAGAGGAUGGGGAAGCAUCAGAUGAACUAAUUGCUGGUCAGCUUUAUGGGAAAUCUGCCCUUCAGGUACUUUACUGUUUGACUUGUUUGAACCAUUCCAGUCAGCAUACAGGGCGCAUCACUCUACUUAGACAGCCUUGUUGCGCGUCGUAAGUGAUGAGGGCCAGGUAUCGAUUUUGUCUUUACUCGAUUUAUCGGCAGCUUUCGAUACGGUCGACCACGGCAUACUGCUCCAGAGUCUGCAACAAACGUUCGGUCUCACUGAUACCGUCCUGUGUUGGUUCCGAUCGUAUCUGACUAAACGGGUGCAGUCAGUUAUUUCAAACGGCUUGACCUCGAAGAAAUCUAAUAUCGAAUUCGGAGUGCCCCAGGGCUCGGUCCUAGGCCCGGUGCUUUUCACGAUGUACAUUCAGCCCCUGGGUGCAGAGAUCAGGCAGUUUGACAUGUUGUAUUACAUGUUCGCGGACGAUACACAACUUCAUCAAUCCGUGAUCCCUUCUCAGUUCCCUCAGCUGCUCAGUAUGACACAGAAGACAAUGGAGUCGGUUAAGCACUGGAUGACCAUAAACAAGCUCAAAUUAAAUGAUGAUAAGACUGAGCUGCUCCCCAUCGCGACCGCUCAGAAGCAAAAAUCUGCAAAUAACACGACAUCCAUUACUCUCUCAGGUGUGCGUAUUGCGGUACCUGGGUGUCUACCUAGAUAGAAGACUAACUUUUGAAAGUCAUAUUAACAUGCUAUGCAGGGCGAUUUUUCUGGAGCUGCGCAGGAUUAGUCAAAUCAGGCCCUUCCUAACAAUUGAUACAACAAAGAGGCUGAUGUCUGCAUUUGUGCUAUCACGCAUGGACUAUUGCAAUGCUCUCAUGGUGGGUCUUCCAGCUACGCUACUGGAUAAAAUUCAAAUAGCACAGAAUAAUGCGGCUCCCAUUGAUCUCCGUAAACGCAAGUUCGACCAUGCAAAAACACUUCUGAGAGAGUUGUAUUGGCUGCCGGUGCGUGCUCACAUAGAGUACAAAAUCGCAACUUUGUGCUACCGCUGCUUACAUGAUCUGGCGCCGUCCUAUCUGAAAGAGCUGCUGAUGCCUUAUGUACCCACUAGAGAGCUCCGCUCAUCCGAUAGUGGCAAACUCUCGACACCACGUGUUUGCCUUGAGACUUACGGAAAGCGCAUUUUCGCAUUUGCUGUUCCAAGAAUUUGGAACGCCCUUCCUGUCGAUCUCAGAAACAUCCAGACACUGGAGUCCUUUAAAACCGAUUUAAAGACACAUCUAUUUCGCAAACACCUUCUGGGAUGAUUGUCUACCUUAUUUUCCAGUUAAUGCAAAUUGGAUGUGUUGCUUAGGGUUGAAAUGGCUAGAAUGACUUUGCCAUUGUAUGCUUGUAAUUAGUUUUUGUAGUGUUGCGUUUGUUUUAAAUGUGGUAAAUUAUAGAUUUGUUUUUGUUGACUUUAUAUCGCGCUUCGAGCCUUUGGAGAUGAAGCGUGUUUUUGAAAUGAACUUUAUUAUUAUUAUUGUUAUUUUUAACUACCUUUUGAGCAAAAAACAUGUUUAAAAUUCUUUUCAUGAGUUUCUAAUAAUUUUAAGAAAUCAAAAUGUUAAACUGUGUUAUUUUAUAAUAAUUUUUAAAUAUUUCAAAUAAAUAUUGAAAGCACUAAGACUUUAGUACUUUUUGUUCAAUCCUGUCAUAUAUUUCAACAGCUUAACAAGCCUGUUUCCAAGCCUGGAGAUUUACAAGCGGGCACAUCAGCUGGAGUUAAUGGUGCAACUGGGGAAGCCAAUGAAGAUGUCCCUGAUGAUAUAUUUGAGUUGUAUGACAAGAUGGACAAAGAAGAUGAUGAUGAAGAUGAAGCUCAGUUGAAAACUGUGUCAUUUGAAGUUAAUCCUGAAGAAAUUGAGACCUUGCAAAAGAGGUUGUUAAUUUAAUUUGAUUAGUAUUUAAUUUUUCAUUUAUGAACAGAGAGUAAUCUUAAUUUGAGAAAACAUGCUUGUGAACAUAAUUGCUGAUGUAACACCCAGGCAUAUUAUACCAUGAAUAUUAAACAUAGUCUAUAAUGAGUCAAAACAUUUUGAGGAUGCUGUACAAAUUAUCAUUAAUUACGUUUUUUUUUUUUUUUAAAUUAUUAUCUAUUGUGUCAUUACCAGAUGUAUUGAAUUGGAACACCCACUUUUGGCAGAGUAUGACUUUAGAAAUGAUACUUUAAAUCCAGAUGUAAAGUAAGUUAACUUUAUAUACUAUUUAAGAUAUAAAGAACCUGAUUUUAUGUAUAUUAUUUUUAAUCCAUUCGUUGCUUUCUCUUCAUCAUCAUCCUGAUCUGGUAGCCCUUUGGUAAUAUUCUCUUCAGCCUGACAUAUUUUUUUAAUUUAAAAAAUAUGUUGGCAGUGUUAUUUUUCAAUGUUGACUUGCUAUUCACUACAUUUCUAGUAUUGAUUUGAAGCCAUCCACUGUGCUGAGACCAUACCAAGAGAAAAGUCUCCGUAAAAUGUUUGGUAAUGGGAGAGCAAGAUCUGGUGUAAUUGUUUUACCUUGUGGUAAGCCAUUUUUUCUUGGUUAUUUAGUUUAACAUGUAUAAGAUAUUUUAUUAUAUGUAGUAUUUACAUUUUAUCUUGAUAUAUAUUUAUAUAUAUAUUCAUAUUUCUAAGAAUAAAAAGUGUAUACGGUAACAUAAAUUUACUGUAAGAAAAUUGUAUCUAUUAGUACUAUUAGGUUUUAAGCAUACAAUAAUUUGUAAAAAAAAUUUUUUAAAUUAAAAAUUUGUAGGUGCUGGUAAAACAUUAGUAGGUGUGACAGCUGCCUGUACUGUACGAAAACGGUGUAUUUGCCUGGCUACAUCUGGUGUUGCUGUUGAACAAUGGAGGUCCCAGUUUAAAAUGUGGUCUACAGUUGAUGAUAGCUUAAUAUGCAGGUUCACUUCUGAUGCCAAAGACAAACCAAUGGGUAAACAUUCUAUCUCUCCUUGGUCAUUCAUUUAAGAAAAAUUAGUUGAUAAUGAAAAAUAUUCAAAGAUUUUUAAAAUAUUUUUUUAAUAAAUAAUGUAAACUUUAAAAAUAUUUUAUAUCAUUUAUUCUAGGCUGUGCCAUUUGCAUAAGUACUUACUCUAUGUUGGCCCACUCCACCAAACGUUCAUAUGAAGCAGAAAAUGUUAUGAAAUGGCUCAAGACUCAGGAAUGGGGUUUGAUGGUGCUUGAUGGUAAGGUAUAUACUUCCUUUUUGUGUUUCUUUUUUUUUAGCCAUUUUUUUUAUUUCAAUGGUUUGUGUAUAAUUCAUGCAUUGAAAUUACUUUUUUUAAUUCAAGAAUGUUGCAAAAACUCUAAAGCCUCGUAUCAUUUACUAAUUUCUAGAGGUACAAACUAUCCCAGCUAAAAUGUUCCGUCGUGUACUAACCACUGUCAAUGCUCAUUGCAAACUUGGACUGACUGCCACCCUAGUCAGGGAGGAUGACAAAAUUGCUGAUCUUAACUUUCUUAUUGGCCCCAAGUUAUAUGAAGCAAAUUGGAUGGAGUUACAGAAUUUGGGCUAUAUUGCUAGAGUCCAAUGUGCAGAGGUUUGUAAUUAAUUUUACUUAUUGAAAUUUAACAUUAAAAUAUUAAACCCACAAGCAUUUUCUAUGAGAAACAAACUUACAAUUUAAACAUUUGUUUAGUAAAAUGUUUUAAAAUCUGUUUGUCAAUAUUUUACAGGUUUGGUGUCCAAUGACCCCUGAGUUUUACAGAGAAUAUCUUUCAAUGAAAUCUCAAAGAAAACUGGUAUGGUAUAUUAUAUAAAAAAAAUUUUUUUUAAAUUUUCAAUUCAUGUUUAUUUUAUUUUAUGUUUUUGUUUGGUAUUAAUUUUUUGUCUUCCAAAAUCUUAUUUUGUUAUCUUUCUAUUGUUCCACAAAUUGUUCAUUGUUUUUAAAAUUGUGUUUGCUUGCAUGAAUUUUUUUUAAAUUCUAAGAAGGCAUUAUCAAUUUUUUUUUAAAUGGUAUGGUUUCUCUCCAACCUGUAAAUUUCACCACAAAGAACAGCUAUAUAUAUAUUGGCCAAUAAUAAUAAACUAUGUCUCCUUUUUUUGUGUUAUAGUAUUUUUUAUAGUAAAGCUUAGGGAGAUUUUUUCUCACUUGUAAAAAUAUGUAAAUUAUCAGUCUCAGGUACAUAUAAUUAGCCAUAGCAAUGUACUCUAACUCUUUCUGCCUCUUGGUUUCAGCUUUUGUCAACUAUGAACCCUAAUAAAUUCAGGGCAUGUCAGUUUCUCAUCCGAUAUCAUGAAAGACGUAAUGACAAAAUCAUUGUUUUUUCUGAUAAUGUUUUUGCUCUGAAGCAUUAUGCUGUCAAACUAAACAAGUAGGUCAUGUUGUACCAAUGUUGUUUGAGGUUGUUAACUAUAUGCAUCUUAUUAUCAAAAGAAUCCAAGUCAGUCAUUCAGGACACCCAAAUAAGUAUUUCAUUAGUUAUGCCAAUAACACUGACCAACAAUGAUUUUGGUACUGAAAGUAGAACAUAUGAGUUGUUCGUAUUAUAAUGCUCUGAUUCCAAAUUUGAAAUUAGAAUCUGCCUAGCUCGUCUGGAUUUUAAGAUAUGCAUGCAUUCAAGAAAUUUAUAUAAUAUAAAUUAUAAUAUUGAAAAAAUAUUGAUUGCAAAGCAUAUGCGUUGCUCAAUUUGUCUGGAUCUAGCUUUAUUGGUUUGGAAAAAAAUUAUUAUAAAUUAUAGAAGUUAUACAGUAAUAUAGACCAAAUUUUUAAAAAAUUAACUAGCUUUAGUAAUUUUUGACCUAUGACAAAAAAAAAAAAAUGAAAAUGAGUUCGAAAAAAUGUUGGAAACAAAAAGUGUUUUUUAUAUUGUGCAUCGCCACAAUGACAAAUGGAGCCCUGAGAGGCCAUAUUAACUGCAAAAUGACACCUGUUCCGAACUGAUGUAAACAGUCUCAUCUUGAUGUUAGUUUAACAAUACCUGUUGAGAGGAGACUGUUCAUUGACACCAGCAAGGGAAGCUUGAAAACUAUAUUGUUGAACAAUGGUAUAAAAAAUUUAUAUGUUCCUUUAACUCACACUGGCCUCAAAAAGACAAAUGACUCAAUGAAACACAUUUUGAAAGUGAUCAACAGUUCAGAAAAUUCAAUGCAAACAUCUGUGCUGACCUAAAAGUGGAAGAUCUUCUAGGAUUUCAUCUGGGCUACACAAAACAUUUGUGCUUUUUUUUACUUGUGGAACAGUCCUGAUGACAGCAACCAUUGCAACAGUGCCCUCCUAGAUCUGAGCACAUUAUUGGGGCUGCAUAACAUUAAACACAAAUUUUUGUUUCACCAAUUGCAAGUGUACUUACCACCACUUCACAUCAACUCUAAAAGAAUGUUAUGUUGGCUUUUCAUUCACUCAUGAUCGAUGGAAAGGAAAAUGAUUUUUUCUCCCCACCUUUAUAUUUUCCAAAGUUAUUUUUAACAUGGAUCUAUAAUUUCAAAUAUCAAUUUAGUUAAAAACACUGAUGUGCCUAGUUGAUUGGGUUGUGAAAAAAAUUAGUAUAUAAAUUGGAAAAAAUAAAAAUAAUGUAGUCAAUGUGGUUAGUAGAAGAAAAAAAAACUGUCUGAGCCUAAUUCUUCCAUUUUAAUGAAAUUUCCAGUAAUGUUAGGCUAACAGACAUUUUCCUUUUAAUCUGAGGAAAACAAAAUGCAUGUGUUCAAUAAUUAAAAGAUCUUAUAGCUUUAGUCUUUUUGGAUUCACUGUAGAAUCAAGCAUGAAUUGGCAAACUUUGUCGACAAUGUUUCUGCUUCAGCAAUAUGAUGAUUAUAACUUAGCAUGCUGCAAUGGUUCCUUACAGUUAUGAAAUAGUGUGCAAUAUCUUUAUUUGAUUUAUAAAAUAGAGAGAAAUUCUUGAACUUAUUGUGCUUCCAUUGUUAAAUACAUAAGUAUUUCUGGCACAGGUUAUAAUCUCCAAUGUUCUUAAUAAUAGAGAAAAAAAUGGCAGAAAACCAAGAUAAUUUGAGUUUAAACUGAGCUUCGUAAAAAAAAUUUGUAGUAGCAAUGGAUUUUAAUCAAUAAGGUUUUCAGAAUAUUAAAGAGAAAUUUGGAGCAAUCAAAACUGAUGCAUAGCUAAAAAGAUUUAAUGGGGCCAGAAUUCUGCAACCUGAUGCGGGAUAAUUAGAACUAAGCUUAGCUUCAACUUUCCGCCUGGGAUGCAUGCAUGUUGGUGGUGCAAAACUUUUUUUAUGAAUCACUAAGCUCAGAACGAUGCUAACAGCCUACAAGCAAUUCGGCUCCUGAUGUCUGGAAAUGUAUUUGUUACAUUCUCAUCAGAAUUUUUUACCACCACACUUGGUUGUUAAAAGCGAUGAGCAUGGAGAUAGUUUUCAUGAGGUCUUUACCUUGGAAACACAGUGUUAAUGCCACUGCAAUUUAUACAUGAGGGAUGAUUACUUCUGGUUUCAGCAGGCAACAGCAGCCACACACAAGCACAAGAGCAAGUGCCUGAAGCACUUUUGAACUCUUAUAGUUAAGCUGUAGCUGAAAUUUUGAAAUGUAUAUAACGUAUGCUGUCAUCUGAGUUACAUAUAUAUAUAAUUUAUUUUAGAUUUUAAAACUUUAUCCUAAGAUUAUUUUUCUUAAAUAUUAUUGUAUGACUUUAAUAGAUUUUGGUAUGUUUUUAUUAAGACUUUCUAUGGACUUUUUUUAAAUUGAAGAAAUCCAACAUAAAAUUUCUUAUUGGAAAUAUGUUAUUUUUAACAAAUUCAAUUUCAAGUUUUUAAAGAAUAAAUAACAUAUUUAUUUAAUGCCUAAUCUGGGUAUACUCACACAGUUAUUUAAACAAAUACUAGCUCUACUCUGUAAUUUGUUUGCAUAAUAAUAAAAAUAAUUUUAACAUGAAGCUGCAUAACUUAAAAUCCUGAUGUGCUACACAAUAUCUGACUUCAGAUUUGGAAUCAGUACACUCGAUGUAGUAUAAAUCAAAUGACAUAUGUUCAGUAACAGACAAAAAAAGUGUGGUUUUUUUGUUGUCCAGUGUAUUUAACAAUCACAAGCACAAUUUAAGAGCAGGUGUAGCCCCCCAAUAAAAAUUAGGAAAGAGACUAUUAACCUUCUUUUUCCCAUUUUUGAUUCAAUUAAGACCUUACCUCUAUGGACCAACAAGUCAAGGUGAAAGACUGCAAAUUUUACAAAACUUUCAACACAACCCAAAAGUGAAUACAAUAUUUGUAUCAAAGGUAAAUUUAUUUUACUAAACAUAAAUCGUAGGGAUUUUGUUUUUUUAUGCAAAAAAAAACUAUGAAGAAUACCUGAAAUAAGUUGAUAAUACAAGAAAAUCAAAUUACCCAUCAAAAUAUAGUUCAUAAUUAUUUCUAAUUAUCAAAAAGUGUAUAGUGGGGACUCUCACAAGUGCCCCCAACAUAAAGAAUAUACAAAAUACAAAUUAUAUAAUUGUUGAUAAAUAAUUAUGAAUGUGAAUGUUUUAAAAGUGAGACACUUUAGAAUAUUUUAAAAACCUAUUGAUUUUAUAGUUUAAUCCCAACAGGUGUUUUCUUAAUGGUAGCAUUAAUCUCAUAAUCAAGGGGUAGGAGGUACAAGUGUGGUUAACUCAUCUGUGGGCUUAUUAUAACCAAGGAAAAUGGAUUCAUUUAUCCAGCAGGGCAGUUAAGCUUUGGGAGGAGGAAAUACUUGAUAAAAUUAAAAUUAUUUUUAAAAAUUCCUAUUUAUGGCAUAAACAGACUUAUUAUGGAUGACAGCAAAAGCAAAAAUAGUACAGUAAUCAGCCAUCUUAGUACAAAAUACUGGUAUCAACUGCUGUUGGGAAAAAAUAGAAAGAAAAAAAACAAAAAUGUAUCAUAAUUUCAGUGUACUUUCAACUUAAUUUGUCUCUAGGUGGCUGAUACUUCCUUUGAUCUGCCAGAAGCCAAUGUUCUCAUUCAGAUUUCUGCACAUGGAGGCUCCAGGAGACAAGAAGCUCAGCGAUUGGGAAGAAUUCUCAGAGCCAAGAAAGGUAUUGCUUUUUUUUUUCUCGUUAAAACAGCUGGGUAAAAAAGAGUGUAUAAAUUUUAUCAAUAUCAUUAUUGAUUUUAAACAAAUUGCACUUGGACUUCUUUUCUUAACGGUUAGUUGUUCUACUACUGUGAAAUCAUGCAGUUAGCUGGGGAUAGCAAUCAGGAUUUCUGGUAAUGUUAUACAAGGGAGCAUGUGCUCCAAAUGAAUACAGUUGUGAAAAAGAAUUAGAUUUAUUGCAAUGAUUUCAUCUUAAAAUUUAUUACAUUCUUUACAUACCAGUACAAAAAAAAAAUUUUUUUAAAGUUACAUUACAAUGAUAAAAACGAAGAAAUGUAGUUUUAUGGUUACUCUAGAUGUUGUUUUUAAAAAAACUCAUUUAUAUAGUCAAUAUUUAUGUUCUUAUUCUAUAAAGUAAGGGCCCACGAUUAAUGUAUUGAUCAUUCUGGCUCCUAUAUUGUAUUUUUCAUAUCAAUUUAUAAUUUUUUAUUUAUUUUUCAAGAAAGGCUGAAGCUCAGUUCUCAAUUUAAUUCUAUCAAGGAUUUUUCAGUGUUGUUAACUAUCGUACUUACCCUUUUAUCAUUUCCACUCUGCAGGAUCAGCAGCUGAGGAGUACAACGCAUAUUUCUACUCUCUUGUUUCUCAAGACACUAAUGAGAUGGCAUUUUCCUUGAAACGUCAGCGGUUUCUUGUUAACCAAGGUUACAGUUACAAAGUGAUUACAAAGUUGGAAGGAAUGGAUCAGGUAACAAAAAAAUUUUGAAGUUAGCAACUAUUUUAUUUUAACUCUGAAAUGUAAAGUGGGGAAAGUGUAAUAUUUUGAAUUGUUAAAUAAAAUGGAUGAUGGGUGGACAAGUGGUCUAAACUGAGUCAAUCUCAAGUAUGUGGUCUGAAGCUGAAUCCCCACCAAAGCCCAGUCAAGUCAUACAAAAACAUCACCAGCACCCGGGGUGGAUGGGACUCGUUAACCUUGGAUGGCAACUCAUCUAAGAGAAGGACACUCAUGACAUUGACACAAUGAAACAUUCUGACAACUUCUGUGACGCCGCUGGUGCCAGCUGUAUCAUCCACAUAAUGUUCCCUUGGGUUAUCCAGCAGCAUGGAGAGAAGCGAUUUGCUGUGUGGGGAACCAGCUUAUAAUCCUAAAAAAAAAGAAUGAUCUCAGGCGUUGUGGAUUUCAUUAUUGAGACGGAUGGAUUCCAGCAUAAAAUGGAAAUCCUUUUUUCCAGUAUAUAUAUCAUACUAUAUGACUUAACACUUAUGUGAUCUUUUUAUGCACAAUCCCCCAAUAUCACUAGUUACAAUCUGCCGUGCUGUUAAAAAUGAACAAGAGUUUAUUUUUGCUGUAUUUCAAAGAGUGAUAAUGUACUAGUAGUAGAAAAUCAUGUGAUUCAUUAUGUGAUCAUAAAAGCUAUGUCGAACCUUGUAUGAUCUUAACAAUCUUUUGACUUUAUUCUUUUAAUGGGCCAAAAUAAUUUAACUUAGAUUUGGGAAAGGUGAUGACAGCGUAAAUAUAAAAAAGUUACAGGUAGUCUUAUGGGAUGACCCCAAAAAACACAGGGGGAGGUGACCUUUUCUAGAAUUGAGGUCCUGAAAUGUUUGAAGUUUAUUUAAAUGAAAAUUUGAUAUUGUAAAAGGUUUACAUUCUUGCGUUGGUGACUUUAAUAAAAAUGCUAUUUAAUACUUUUAGGAAGACUUGUUCUACCGUUCCAAGGAGGAACAAGUUCAACUUCUACAAAAAGUGCUUGCCGCAACAGAUGAAGAUGCAGAAGAAGAAAGAAUGCUCGGAGAAUUCCCAGGAAAAUUUUCGGUAGGUUUAAAUAUUGGUGUUUUUUUUUAAAGAUUAAAAAAUAUGUAACAUUUCUUAUAGUAAUGAUUCUUUAUUUUAUAUCAGACGUUAUGCAAAACCCUUAUAACAAUUGUAGCUCCUAGCAGAAAGUGCAGGUCCCAUCGAAAAGGAACAAUCCAUUCAUAGAUUUAUUACAGUCAUCUAUAUUCCUCUCUGUACCAUAACCACAAAUAUCUAUAGGGGAUAUGCUGACAAACUUGGAAUAUAGUCUCCAGUUAUUCCACUCCUAUUAUCAAAAAGCUUCUAACCACUAAGGUAGUUUGGGUGGGCACGUUUACUAUUUAAACAGGGCAAGCCUUUAACCUUGGAAACUUUGUAACCUCCUUUAGAUAAUAUGUCAUGUCUAUUUCUUUCCAGAUCAAUCGUAAAGUGGGGAGCAUGAAUUCCUUAUCUGGAGCAGAUGACGCUAUUUAUAUGGAAUAUUCUGGCAGAGGACGCAGCAGAAAAGCUGAACAUGUUCAUCCUUUGUUUAGAAAAUUUAAGAAACCUUAACCUGUAAGUCUAAUCUGAUUUUUUUAUGCUGUUCAAUUGGGGUCAAUUAUUCAAUUAACAUGGAGAUACAUUCUGCAAAAAAGGAUUUGUUGAAAUAUGUUCAAAAAUUGCUUAGUCCUCCUAAUUUAGGGCUCUCUGUAGGAUGGCAGCAAUCGCCUUAAAAUACAAUAAGUUUUUGUUUCUUACUUAAAAUAUUUUGUUGAUACUUUACAAACUACAGUUCUGAUUGCACCAUCAGCAAUUGUUUUAAGUAAACUAUGGCAUUCCUAGGCAUUAUUAUGCUAUUGUGCAUGAGUACCAUGGUUAACAAAACAUUCUUUGGCAUUCAUUUCAUUUGCAUUUAAAAAAGGUGGGUUUUUUUUAAAAAGAAAUUGUUUUUCCCAUCUAUAGUUUAAUGUACUGUAUCGUAACUCCACAAAUUGUACCUGAAAGAAAGUUUUUAAAACAAAUGGUGAUAAUGAGAGAUUUGCAAGUGACAAGUAAGAAGUGUGACAUGUACAAUUCAAUCCAAUUGAAAAUGGACAUGAUUGUUUUGUACAAAAUUUAAAAUCAAGAUAUUGUCUGUUUUCCUGCAACAUUAAAUAUGUGUACAUAUUUUUCACUUUUCGUACAAAUAAAAUAAUUUCAAAAAGUUCAUGUUGCUCAUUACCUGCUUUGUUUUUAUGUAUUUUCCCAACUAUGGUUUAUGACUAAAUGGAGCGGCAUUGUUUCAAAGAGUCAUUUUCAUGCUGCUCUGGAAUCUGUUGAAUUUCCCUUGUGUUUCACUAGAUGUAUUGGCUACUGUUUCGCCACGUAAUACCAAAUUGUUUUUUUGUUUUUUUUUAAUGAAGACAAAAAUAGCUUUAGCAGCAUAUACGAUUUAAUGAUAUAUUUAAUUAAGUAUCUUUAAAUUGUCGAUAAACUCAUUCCCACUUUAUUCAUUGAUGAUAUUGAAGAAGAUCAUUGCUAAGUUAUAAAAGUAUGCUACUGUGUUAAUUUUAAAUUAAAUUUUGCAACAGUUGAAAAUAUUUUAAACAAAUCUGAAAAAUUGAACUUUUUAUUUUAAUUCACUUACACAUUAUCA
Molecule: messenger RNA, 19131 nt
Organism: Lymnaea stagnalis (great pond snail)
Lineage: Eukaryota; Metazoa; Mollusca; Gastropoda; Lymnaeidae
Source: the annotation of a GenBank genome assembly